AGCUGACAAUUUCUGAAUGCCUACCCCGUGUCAGGCUGUUAAGCACUUUACAUGCCUGAUCUCAUUUACUCUCCAUGAAUCUCUAGGGUAGUUUUAUCCCUUCUUUAUAGGUGAGGACACGGAGACUUAUGAUAAGUAACUCCCCUCAGGUCACACAGCUUAGGGACCUGCGAUUGGUGUACAAAUCUGACUGCUGCGCCCAGGCCUGCACCACUCCUUUCUCACUGACUAGAUGGAAGAGGCCUGAGACUAGACCAGGGGCUUUUGGUCUUAGGCAUCUGGCAGAACGCAGUGCUUACUGCUGAACUGGGCAGUGGAUCCUGGAAACACUGGAGGGGAGUGCCUGCCAGGAGGUAGGCAAGUGGGCAGUUAGAGUGGUUGCAUGUAGUACAUGGGACUUGAUUGGGCGUCUGAGAUUUGCAUACCUCCUCAGACCCAUUCUGGGUGGAAGGUAGAGUCUAGUGUAUAUACAAAUGCCCUCUAAUCUGGUCUAAAUGAUGGAGAUCGGUAGUGGGUACUGACCGUGCUGCUGGGAGGAGUUCAGGGAUGGGGAGAGGCUAUGCACGUGGAAGUAGUACCUUGAGCCAAACCACAGAACAGAAAAUUGGAGCAGAAUUAUAUAAAUCAAGGUCAGAAAUUUCCCGUCCAACCCACAGGGUGGAGUUUUCACUAUUCCUAUCCAUCCUACUGAAUAUAAACCCUGAUUUGAUGUCAGUAAGCAGAAGGAGCAGCUGGCGGGACUCUCAUUUCAGCUCUCGGCAUUCACCAUGAAUCUCAAGGUAGUCCUCGUGUUCCUGGCACUGUCCCUCAUUACCGUCUUUGCCCUGGCCUAUGUCUUGCUGACCAGCCAACGUAGCUCCAGCCAGCCUCCCCGCUGCCCCUCUGUAUCCUACAGUGCCCAGCCCUGGACACACCCUGGCCAGAGCCAGCUGUUUGCAGACCUGAGCCGAGAAGAGCUGACGGCUGUGAUGAGCUUUCUGACCCAGAAGCUGGGGCCAGGCCUGGUGGAUGCAGCUCAGGCCCAACCCUCAGACAACUGCGUCUUCUCGGUAGAGCUGGAGCUGCCCCCCAAGGCUGCAGCCCUGGCCCACCUGGACAGGGGGAGCCCCCCGCCUGCCCGGGAAGCACUGGCCAUCGUUUUCUUUGGUGGACAACCCCAGCCCAAUGUGACUGAGCUGCUGGUGGGGCCACUGCCGCACCCCUCCUACCUGCGGGACGUGACUGUGGAGCGUCACGGGGGCCCCCUGCCCUAUCACCGACGCCCCGUGCUGGGAACUGAGUCUGCCCAGAUGUGGAAGCAUUUGAAAGAGGUGGAGCUCCCCAAGGCACCAGUCUUCCUGGCUUCUGUCUUCAACUACAAUGGUUCCACUUUGGCAGCUCUGCACGCCACCCCUCGUGGCUUGCGCUCAGGGGACCGUGCUACCUGGAUAGCCCUCUACCAUAACAUCUCAGGUGUUGGGAUUUUCCUUCACCCUGUGGGGCUCGAGCUGCUGCUGGACCACAGGGCCUUGGACCCUGCCCGCUGGGCUGUCCAGCAGGUCUUCUACCUUGGGCACUACUAUGCAGACUUGGGUCAGCUGGAAUGGGAGUUCAAGGCUGGCCGGCUGGAAGUGGUUAGAGUCCCUCUGCCCCUGCCAGAUGGGGCCUCAUCGCUGCGAUCGCGGGUCUCCCCAGGUCCUCUCCCCCCUCUUCAGUUCUCACCUCAGGGCUCCCGGUACAGUGUGCAAGGGAACCUAGUGGCGUCCUCCCUUUGGACGUUUACCUUUGGCCAUGGGGUGUUCAGUGGCAUGAGGAUUUUUGAUGUUCGGUUCAAGGGUGAGCGAGUGGCCUAUGAAGUCAGUGUCCAGGAGUGUGUUUCUAUCUAUGGUGCCGAUUCACCCAAGACAAUGAUGACCCGAUACCUGGAUAGCAGCUAUGGACUUGGCCAUCACAGCCGGGGCUUGGUGCGGGGAGUGGACUGCCCCUAUCAGUCUACCAUGGUGGACAUCCACGUAUUAGUGGGCAAAGGGGCAGUCCAGCUGCUCCCGGGGGCUGUGUGUGUGUUUGAGGAGGCCCAGGGACUACCCCUCCGCAGGCACCACAGUCACCUUCAGAGUCAUUUCUAUGGUGGUCUGGCUGGCUCGGCCCUUGUAGUCAGGUCUGUGUCCUCUGUAGGCAACUAUGACUACAUUUGGGACUUUGUAUUGCACCCAAAUGGGGCGCUUGAAGGGCGGGUCCAUGCCACGGGCUACAUCAACACAGCUUUCCUGAGCGGGGGCGAGGAGAGCCUCCUCUUUGGGAACCGCGUUGGGGCGAGAGUGCUGGGGGCGGUGCACACGCAUGCCUUCCACUUCAAGCUGGACCUGGAUGUGGCAGGGCUGAAAAACUGGGUGGUAGCUGAAGACGUGGUGUUUAAACCUGUGGCAGCCCCUUGGAGUCCGGAGCACCAACUGCAGCGCCCACAGCUGACUCGGCAGGUCCUGGGAAGGGAGGACCUGACAGCUUUUUUCUUGGGGAACCCCCUUCCCCGCUACCUUUACUUGGCUAGCAACCAGACUAAUUCCUGGGGUCACCAGCGCGGGUACCGAAUCCAGAUCCACAGCCCUCUUGGCAUACACAUGCCCCUGGACAGCGACAUGGAGAGGGCCCUCAGCUGGGGGAGAUACCAGCUUGUGGUGACCCGGAGGAAGGAGGAGGAGUCACAGAGCAGCAGCAUCUAUUACCAGAAUGACAUCUGGACACCCACUACAGCCUUUGCUGACUUCAUCAACAAUGAGACCCUGUUAGGAGAGGACCUGGUGGCUUGGGUUACAGCCAGCUUCCUGCACAUCCCUCACGCUGAGGAUGUCCCCAACACAGUGACUCUGGGGAACAGAGUUGGCUUCUUGCUCCGACCCUAUAACUUCUUUGAUGAGGACCCCUCCAUCUUCUCCCCUGGCAGCGUCUACUUUGAGAAGGGCCAGGAUGCUGGACUCUGCAGUGUCAAUCAUGUGGCCUGCAUCCCCCACCUGGUGGCCUGUGUCCCGGACCUGCCGCCUUUCUCUUACCAAGACUUGUAGCCCUGAGUGUGUGGUGGGACAUGGGCAGGGCGGAGAGGGGGUGCCAAGACAUGUACCUUCCUCUCUGUUCCCACUUCCUGCUCCCCUGACACUCGACCCUUGGGAAACCGCCUCCUACCACGUAAACCCCCAUAUAUCCUUUGGUUAAUUCUUAUUUCCAGUUCACUUUUUAAAAAUGAUGAAUUUAUACAAAUGACGUUGAUAUUAAAAUACUCAAGCUAAAACACCACAAAUCCUACCACUCAGAAACAGCAUUCACAUUUGGUGAAUGUUAUACCGGACAUUUCUUUAAUGCAUGUGCAUUGAAGUGGAAGAAUAGAUAGAAUUUUGUAAAAACUGAUGGUGUGUGUAAUUUAUAAUAAAAAGUAUCACAAGACUUUUACUUGGA
This is a messenger RNA of Delphinapterus leucas (beluga whale), 3426 nucleotides long. RefSeq names its product amine oxidase copper containing 2 (gene AOC2). Gene Ontology annotation, molecular function: primary methylamine oxidase activity; quinone binding; copper ion binding. Gene Ontology annotation, cellular component: plasma membrane. Gene Ontology annotation, biological process: amine metabolic process. The record is from RefSeq and is a predicted model, not a curated record. NCBI's taxonomy places the organism in Eukaryota, Metazoa, Chordata, Mammalia, Artiodactyla, Monodontidae.